Sphaerodactylus townsendi is the source of this 1606-nucleotide messenger RNA. Its product is annotated as core histone macro-H2A.1. The transcript is spliced from 7 exons. The record is from RefSeq and is a predicted model, not a curated record. NCBI's taxonomy places the organism in Eukaryota, Metazoa, Chordata, Lepidosauria, Squamata, Sphaerodactylidae. Gene Ontology annotation, cellular component: nucleosome. Gene Ontology annotation, molecular function: DNA binding; structural constituent of chromatin; protein heterodimerization activity. The coding region runs from base 173 to 1099 and encodes 308 amino acids.
GACGAAGGCUUCGCUGUGCAUUGUGGGACUCCGUCCACACACCGUUUACUUGUUCCAGUUCACACAGCGGCGGAGCCAAGAGUGGAGUGAGAGACUCAAGGAGACAUUUUGGGGUUGCUGCCGCCGCCGCUGCCGAAAGCGACCCUUGUGCUGAGCCAGACCUACACAGAAGAUGUCCAGCAGAGGUGGAAAGAAGAAGUCAACGAAGACAUCUCGCUCAGCAAAGGCUGGGGUCAUAUUCCCUGUAGGACGAAUGUUGCGUUACAUUAAGAAAGGUCAUCCAAAAUACAGAAUUGGAGUUGGUGCUCCAGUGUAUAUGGCAGCUGUACUUGAAUACCUUACUGCGGAAAUUCUUGAAUUGGCUGGAAAUGCAGCACGGGACAACAAAAAGGGUCGUGUCACUCCUAGACAUAUCUUGUUGGCUGUAGCAAAUGAUGAAGAACUAAAUCAGCUGUUGAAAGGUGUCACCAUAGCUAGUGGUGGUGUAUUACCAAACAUUCACCCAGAGUUGUUGGCAAAGAAGAGGGGAUCAAAAGGAAAACUGGAAGCUAUCAUCACUCCACCCCCAGCUAAAAAGGCAAAAUCUCCUUCACAGAAGAAAACCCCAGCAAAGAAAACAGGUGGCAAAAAAGGAGCAAGAAAAUCAAAGAAUGAGUUUUACACCAGUGUUAUUCAAGAUGUCUCCCAGCUCUGUGGUAAAAUAAGGGACUGGGUUUUGUCCCAAGGUUGGAAGAGAUGUGCUUUCUGUUUCCAUCUAGCCGCUGUAAGUGCAGGGCAUGGAUUGCCCGCUAAGUUUGUGAUCCACUGCAAUAGCCCCAGUUGGGGUGCAGAUAAGUGUGAAGAAUUACUGGAGAAGACAGUGAAGAACUGCUUAGCUCUGGCCGAUGAGAAGAAACUGAAAUCAAUUGCAUUUCCAUCUAUUGGAAGUGGCAAAAACGGUUUCCCAAAACAGACUGCUGCCCAGCUGAUCCUGAAAGCCAUUUCCAGCUAUUUUGUGUCAACAAUGUCAUCUUCAAUCAAGACAGUGUAUUUUGUGCUCUUUGACAGUGAGAGUAUAGGGAUCUAUGUGCAAGAAAUGGCCAAGUUAGAUGCCAACUAAGACUAGGAAGCAUACAACACCAACCUCCUCGCCCAGGCUCCCCUGCCCACAUUUUUCAUUUCCCCCUUAUUUUAAAUUUUGCUCAUCUAGGGGAAUAAAAGUGGGACUUUUUUGACUUUAUAAAAUGUUUUUAUGUUGGCACUGAUAGUUGGCAUUACUGCUGUUAAUGCACUGUUUUCCAGGCAUUGUCUGAAUUUAGUGUAAUUUAGGAGAUUUUAUAGUUUUAUUUUAAUGAAGUAUGGGUCGAUGCAGAAAGUUGUUAGCAGUACAUAGUCUUUUAUUCGUGAAAGAAACCAGCAGACCCUAUUUUGUAACUGUGUUGUGCUUCUAUCGAGUGGCGUUCCUUUCUCAUUUUUUAAAGAAUCAACAAAAAAGAGGCUACACGCCUAAUUUGUGUUUACUUCUUGUCUUAAUGAUGACUUUCAGAAGAAAAGAACCCUCUUGUCCUUAAUUAUAUUUGCAAUUUGGAAUUUGUGUGAAUUGAUUUAGUAAAAUGGUUGAAAUGGU